AUGCAGAUUACGGCGUCACUGACUCGCGCCCUCUCCUCAGGGUUGACUAUCUAUAGUAUUCUCACGGGCAAGGCGUCUGCACUCCCUGGAAGAACCUGGAAUACACGAGACGACGUGCCUCUUGAUUCGACCGCGCGCAGCUGGAACUACGCCAUCCCAAGCCACGACCAGAAUGGCCCUGUUCGUGCACGCUUCGACAUUCCUACGACGGGGUCGAAACUAGAUACCCAGGCACUACUCACUCUCGACGCGCCCCAGAUUAGCGCUAUCAAUGAGUCCGUGUUUGACUGGUGGUACUUUGAUGCCGUCUCGGCAAAUGACUCGCGCGAGUCGUUGACUGUCACGUUCUUCACGGCGACGGCUGCUGCGUUUCCCUGGCUUCCGACGAACGAGUCUUCGGUGUUGAUUGCGUAUAUCUGGGCCUCGUUUGCUAAUGGGACGGUUUUUCAAGAAUACGUGCCGGCGACCAUUGCUACGGUUGUGGGUGGCGAGGGGGCGAGCUCGCCUAGUGCGGGCAAUUGGUCGUCGACUGGGUUUAGCUGGGCUGCUCUCAAGGGUGAUUUAUCUGAGUAUGAAAUAGUAAUUUCCUCCGAAAAGCUUCAGGUAAAAGGGCGACUUGGGUUGACCUCGACAGUGGGGCCUCAUUUACCUUGUAGAAUUACAUCCGAAACGACAUCUUUGGAGAUUGCUCCCCAUAUCGGAUGGGUUGCAUUGAAGCCUGAUGCAGUAGGUCAGGUCGAUAUCAAUGUGAAGGGCUCCCGUCUACAAUUCCAAGGACCGGCGUAUCAUGACAAGAACUGGUCAGAUCGACCAUUUGCAGACUCCGUUCAGAGCUGGUACUGGGGUCACGGCCAGGUCGGUCCGUAUUCGGUGGUCUGGUUUAGUUAUUUGGCACUCGAUAAUCCGUUUGAGACGACCUACGUUAGCAGCUAUGUUGCACGUGAUGGUGAUGUGCUGGUUUCAUCUUGCAUUUCGAGUAUCCUCACUGUUCGCCCUAUAGGGAGCUCCGAAACUGGUGCGCGCUAUCCACCACGGGCGGGCGAUGUACCGGAUGGAUUCCAUCUGGAGUUUGACCUCGGCAACGAGGGUUGGCUGAAAGCCAACGUCUCCGGGACGCGCAUCGCAGGGGAUGGCAAGUACUAUUUCAGAUGGGCAGGAACUAUGACCGGCGAAGUCGGUCAGUCUGGAGCUGACCAGAAUGAUGAUACUAAUGCCUCUGGGGGCUCGACAAAGACGGUGCGCGCUGCAGAGUCUGGGUUGACUGGUAGUGCGAUUUUUGAACAAUUUGUUCUCGCGGAAUAA
Molecule: messenger RNA, 1302 nt
Organism: Penicillium brasilianum
Lineage: Eukaryota; Fungi; Ascomycota; Eurotiomycetes; Eurotiales; Aspergillaceae
Source: the annotation of a GenBank genome assembly